AUGCUUUACGAUUCUUGCGGUUUGUUAGGUGACUCGCGACAGGUCCCCUGUUCCCAGACCAAGGGUGUCAAAUCUGCAAUGAAGAUUGCUCCCCUUACCCUUGCAUUCUUGAGAAUUUUGUGUAAGACAGCCUUUCAGCCUGCUCACUGCAAUUCCUUGAGAAGCUUUCCCAUCAAAGCAGAUAUCUUCCAGUCUCAGAAGAGGGUGGAACAGGUGGAGCUGAAUGCAGACAGGGCUUGUAUCACUUCGCGGGCGCCCAUGUUCCAUGGCUUGUCGCAUGGAGCGCGGUCAUGGACGCCUUCGGUGGCUUCUUGCACGAAACCUUUCCGCGGAAACGCUGAAUCGACACAGCGCCUCGUCUGA
Molecule: messenger RNA, 363 nt
Organism: Durusdinium trenchii
Lineage: Eukaryota; Dinophyceae; Suessiales; Symbiodiniaceae
Source: the annotation of a GenBank genome assembly